UGUGCCAAGAUAUUUUAAAAUUCUACCAGAAUUUUCAUCUGGAAUGUCAUGGAACACCACAAAGGUUGUACAGCUGCAUGGUGAUACUGGAGAUGUCUGGACCUGUCAAUAGUUGCGCCCUAAAUGAACUUCUGCAACAAGUCAUUAACAAAAGCAGUGGCAUAACAAGUGAAAGGCCACUUACACGCAUGGUGGUUUGUGGUCCUCCUGGUUCAGCUGUCAGUACUCUUUUGUUAGCCAACCUCACCUGGGUUGACAGUGACCUGCUGACCUCCGAUGUGUGCCAACCUGACCCCACUCUGCUUAAAUGUGAGGCAAAUGAGAACCUUGCUAUACUUCUGAUUGACCCCUGCCCUCCGGAGCCUUCAACAACCAAGCAAAGCACGAUGCAACCUUCCAAUCUGACCAACAGCACUACAACUCCUAAAGCCUUAACAUCAUCUGGUACCAACACUACUGCGGCUCAAAAUACUGCAACAGUUCAAAAGACAAAUGACUCACAAGGAACAGCUCAGCCUAACAUGACUAUUCCACUCAUAACAAUUACCAUUGCUCCACUGAACAACCAGACAGGACAUCACACCGUCUCAACAACUAGCAUAGAAAACAACUUCACCACAGCUGCCACUGUCGUCGGUACCGUCAUCGAUCUCAAUCAAACUGAAGGAAUCAGCGUUAACCUGAGCUCAACUGCUAGCAGUUUAACCACUGACUUCAACCUGACAACCAAAGGACCAGAAGGCAAUUUGACAAUUACAACCUACACCACAACUACUACAACAACAACUUUGCAUGGUACACUUCCUGCCCAGACUACCACCACUACAGCAAAGGUUACCUCAUCUUCUUCAACAACAACUCUCCAAACCACCACGAUCCCCAGCGCAACCACCACAAAUCCCGGUACAGGAAGUACAUUCACAACCAUCGCAGAGACAACCACAAGCCAAACGGCCCGGGAAGAGCAAGCAAAGGAGCUGCUAAAUCAAACAGAGGAUGCGUCUCAACUGAACUCCUCUCAGGUGACACAGUUUGUAAGGGAGUUAGAGAAGCUUCUGGAGGGCCCCACAGUUUCUCAGGCAGUGGGACAGAAGGUGGUCAACAUAAUCAGCAACCUGAUGAAUGCCGACUCGCUGGCCCUCUCUGCCUCUGCCAACAGGCUGGUUCACCUGGUAGAUGUUCUGGGUCUUAAGCUGGUUGUCACUGGUGACAGAGAGAUCCUAUCUUCAGGUUCGCUGGUUCUGGCAGUGAGAACAGUCGAUGGCACCAACUUUCCAAUAACUUCUGUUGACAUUUUCAACACAGAUAAUGUCCAGCUCCGUGCCCUUAGUCGAUCCCAGUCCAAAAGGUCAGGGUCUGCUCUGGGGUCUGUAUUCUUGCCCUCCUCCCUCACCACUGGGCUAAGUCCUGAGCAGCAGAAGCAGGCCAACAGGGUCCAGUUCACCUUCUACACCAAAUCUGCUUUCUUCCAGGACGCAUCAUUAGAUAACAAAACCCUUGUCAGUCCCGUCCUGGCCGCCAGUGUGACCAAUCUGUCAAUAAGCAACCUGAGUGAGAACAUUCAGUUUACCAUCCAAAACGUUAACCAUGUACAUGCAAACUACGCAGCCUCCUGUGUAUUUUGGGACUUUUCUCGGAAUGGUGGUGGAGGAGGCUGGAGCUCUGCAGGCUGCUUUGUUGUCAAUUCCACACAGGAAGACACAACCUGCAGCUGCAACCAUCUCACAUCCUUUGCAAUUCUGCUGGAUUUGUCCAGAGAGGGGAUAAUUGAUCAUCAUCAGGCGCAAAUUCUUACUUUCAUCACCUACAUCGGCUGUGGAAUCUCUGCCAUUUUCCUCGCUCUCACCUUACUGACAUAUCUUUUAUUUGAAAAACUGCUGCGGGAUAUUCCUGCCAAGAUCCUGGUCCAGCUCUGCCUAUCCCUCCUCCUCCUUAACCUGGUCUUCUUGCUGGACGGCUGGCUGGCGCUCUACCCAGGGGUUGGGCUGUGCAUUAGCACCGCCUUCUUCCUGCACUACUUCCUGCUGACAUCAUUUACCUGGGCGGGCCUCGAGGCCUUGCACAUGUACCUGAGCAUCGUCCGGGUGUUCACUCCCUACCUAAGCAGAUACAUGCUCAAGUUCUCGCUGAUAGGCUGGGGCCUUCCACUUCUCGUGGUGAUUGUUGUAAUAUCAGUGGACAAAAACAACUACGGUCUGGUCACGUAUGGAAAAUAUACAGAUGGCUCCUCAGACGACUUCUGUUGGCUGCGUAAUGACAUUGCCUUCUAUGUGGGCGUGGUGGCCUACUACCUCCUGAUCUUCGCCCUGUGUCUGCUGGUCUUCAUCGUGGUUAUGGUCCAGCUGUCCCGGAUCAAGAAGCAGAACCCCCAGAACCAGCCUCCCAACAGGGGACUGAUGACAGAUCUGCGCAGCAUUGCAGGCCUCAUCAUCCUGCUUGGCCUCACUUGGGGGUUCUCCCUAUUUGCCUGGGGACCCCUCUACUUACCCUUUGUUUACCUUUUCACCAUAUUCAACUCUCUGCAAGGAUUCCUUGUAUUUGUUUUCCACUGUGCUGUGAAGGAGAAUGUCCGCAGACAGUGGAGAACUUAUCUUUGCUGUGGGAGUCUGCGAUUGGCUGAGAACUCAGAUUGGAGUCGGACGGCCACCCAGAACAACAGAAAUAUGUCAGUUACCAAAGCAGCCCCCUUAGCUCCCUCCUCAACAUCCCGAAGCUCCUCCGUCAUCAGCAGUGGCACCAAUAGCAGCGGCUCUGCGUUUUGGGACAGUGGAAUAUCUGACGGACCCAACAGCGACGCUCACCUCAACGAGAUUCACAGACAAAAUCUGUCACUGUAAGGCAAGGCCUGACAACUGUGACAAGCAUCCAUUUUGUGAUUACAAUAAUUAUCUGCUCUGAGAGAGCCGAGAGGACACGGCCAGAGAUUAGUGAUCUCCUGCCGCCCGAGUAAACAAAGAAAAUAAUCACAGGAGUGAACGCUCACGGAAAUCCUCAUUGUUGCACAACAUGAAGGUUUUAUACGUGUAAUGAAGGAUGGAAGGAGUGAGGCUGAAGUACCUUUAGCGAUGAGGAUUAUGAUUAUUAAAUGAAAGUGUGACUUGAUACAUUAACAUUAGAAUAUGUUAUCACAGAAAUAAUGUAGGCUUUGUUAGCAUAGGGAAGUGUACAUUAGGUGUGAGUUUCUGACUGAAAAA
Etheostoma cragini (Arkansas darter) is the source of this 3194-nucleotide messenger RNA. RefSeq names its product adhesion G protein-coupled receptor G2a (gene adgrg2a). The coding region runs from base 78 to 2837 and encodes 919 amino acids. Gene Ontology annotation, cellular component: membrane. Gene Ontology annotation, molecular function: G protein-coupled receptor activity. Gene Ontology annotation, biological process: cell surface receptor signaling pathway; adenylate cyclase-activating G protein-coupled receptor signaling pathway. Lineage: Eukaryota; Metazoa; Chordata; Actinopteri; Perciformes; Percidae. The transcript is spliced from 20 exons. The record is from RefSeq and is a predicted model, not a curated record.